This is a messenger RNA of Nomascus leucogenys (northern white-cheeked gibbon), 3291 nucleotides long. It is a transcript of the gene RECQL, whose product is annotated as RecQ like helicase. Lineage: Eukaryota; Metazoa; Chordata; Mammalia; Primates; Hylobatidae. Gene Ontology annotation, biological process: double-strand break repair via homologous recombination. Gene Ontology annotation, cellular component: chromosome; cytoplasm. Gene Ontology annotation, molecular function: 3'-5' DNA helicase activity; nucleic acid binding; four-way junction helicase activity. The record is from RefSeq and is a predicted model, not a curated record.
AAACACCGGAGAGUUAGACUGGGCUCCUCGGUGGGGUGAGGCUCUGGGAUAACUACUGUUACAGCUUUGAAGGGUCAAGGGUGUGCGCUUUUUGUUUGAUCCUUCCCUUUCCUGCUGGAGGGCGAGGCCGGUCUGUAGCGGAUCACUUCCUUCCGCCCACACAUUGGCGGAGGAGAAACCGGAAAGUUAAUCACUGCCCUGCUGUGAGAACUCGGGCCUUUAGGGGCACGUUCGCCUGCUGACCGGUCUUCUAAUCUCGCCAUUCUUUUCCAUGCGGGAGGAUUGGCCACCAAAGCCUGUUUAUUAGCAGCUGCCAUUUGUUGAAAGAAUUUUGGAUUAUUUUAGAAACAAAUUUGGAAAGAAAAAGAAUGGCAUCCGUUUCAGCACUAACUGAGGAACUGGAUUCUAUAACCAGUGAGCUACAUGCAGUCGAAAUUCAAAUUCAAGAACUUACAGAAAGGCAACAAGAGCUUAUUCAGAAAAAAAAAGUCCUAACAAAGAAAAUAAAACAGUGUUUAGAGGAUUCUGAUGCCGGGGCAAGCAACGAAUAUGAUUCUUCACCUGCUGCUUGGAAUAAAGAAGAUUUUCCAUGGUCUGGUAAAGUUAAAGAUGUUCUGCAGAAUGUCUUUAAACUGCAAAAGUUCAGACCACUUCAGCUUGAAACUAUUAACGUAACAAUGGCUGGAAAGGAGGUAUUUCUUGUUAUGCCUACAGGAGGUGGAAAAAGCUUAUGUUACCAGUUACCAGCAUUAUGUUCAGAUGGUUUUACACUCGUCAUUUGCCCACUGAUUUCUCUUAUGGAAGACCAAUUAAUGGUUUUAAAACAAUUAGGAAUUUCAGCAACCAUGUUAAAUGCUUCUAGUUCUAAGGAGCAUGUUAAAUGGGUUCAUGCUGAAAUGGUAAAUAAAAACUCUGAGUUAAAGCUGAUUUAUGUGACUCCAGAGAAAAUUGCAAAAAGCAAAAUGUUUAUGUCAAGACUAGAGAAAGCCUAUGAAGCAAGGAGAUUUACUCGAAUUGCUGUGGAUGAAGUUCACUGCUGUAGUCAGUGGGGACAUGAUUUCAGACCUGAUUAUAAGGCACUUGGUAUCUUAAAGCGGCAGUUCCCUAACGCAUCACUAAUUGGGCUGACUGCAACUGCAACAAAUCAUGUUUUGACGGAUGCUCAGAAAAUUUUGUGCAUUGAAAAGUGUUUUACUUUUACAGCUUCUUUUAAUAGGCCAAAUCUAUAUUAUGAGGUUCGGCAGAAGCCCUCAAACACUGAAGAUUUUAUUGAGGAUAUUGUAAAGCUCAUUAAUGGGAGAUACAAAGGGCAAUCAGGAAUCAUAUAUUGUUUUUCUCAGAAAGACUCUGAACAAGUUACGGUUAGUUUACAGAAUCUGGGAAUUCAUGCAGGUGCUUACCAUGCCAAUUUGGAGCCAGAAGAUAAGACCACGGUUCAUAGAAAAUGGUCAGCCAAUGAAAUUCAGGUAGUAGUGGCAACUGUUGCAUUUGGUAUGGGAAUUGAUAAGCCAGAUGUGAGGUUUGUUAUCCAUCAUUCAAUGAGUAAAUCCAUGGAAAAUUAUUACCAAGAGAGUGGACGUGCAGGUCGAGAUGACAUGAAAGCAGACUGUAUUUUGUACUAUGGCUUUGGAGAUAUAUUCAGAAUAAGUUCAAUGGUGGUGAUGGAAAAUGUGGGACAGCAGAAGCUUUAUGAGAUGGUAUCAUACUGUCAAAACAUAAGCAAAUGUCGUCGUGUGUUGAUGGCUCAACAUUUUGAUGAAGUAUGGAACUCAGAAGCAUGUAACAAAAUGUGCGAUAACUGCUGUAAAGACAGUGCAUUUGAAAGAAAGAAUAUAACAGAGUACUGCAGAGAUCUAAUCAAGAUCCUGAAGCAGGCAGAGGAACUGAAUGAAAAACUCACUCCAUUGAAACUGAUUGAUUCUUGGAUGGGAAAGGGUGCAGCAAAACUGAGAGUAGCAGGUGUUGUGGCUCCCACACUUCCUCGUGAAGACCUGGAGAAGAUUAUCGCACACUUUCUGAUACAGCAGUAUCUUAAAGAAGACUACAGUUUUACAGCUUAUGCUACCAUUUCAUAUUUGAAAAUAGGACCUAAAGCUAAUCUUCUGAACAAUGAGGCACAUGCUAUUACUAUGCAAGUGACAAAGUCCACGCAGAACUCUUUCAGGGCUGAAUCAUCUCAAACUUGUCAUUCUGAACAAGUUGAUAAAAAGAUGGAGGAAAAAAAUUCAGGCAACUUCCAGAAGAAGGCUGCAAACAUGCUUCAGCAAUCUGGUUCUAAGAAUACAGGAGCUAAGAAAAGAAAAAUCGAUGAUGCCUGAAAUGAAGGUUACUAAAUUUUCUAAUUAAAGAUGGUUUAUGCAUGUAUAUGCCAUUAUUUUUGUAGUUAGUUAGACAAUAGUUUUUAAAACAAUUUCAGUUAUAUUUUAUAUGUAUGGAUCUAUAUUUUCAGAGCUUAUCUCUGAAGAUCUAAACUUUUGAGAACGUUUGAAAAUCAGAGAUCAUGAAUUAUAUAUUUUCCAGUAUAAAACAAGGGAAAAAUUUUUAUGUAAAACCCUUUAAAUGUAAAAUAUUUGAGAAUAAGUUCAUGUAAUUAUCUUAAGUAAGUAAGUUUUUUAUGCCUUUAUAUACUUAGCUAUAUUUUUUCUUUUGACAUAACUAUCUUUUUGAAAGCAAUGUUAUACUGACAGAGGCUCAAUUGUAGAUCAGGGAUGUCCAAUCUUUUGGCUUCCCUGAGCCACAUUGGAAGAAUUGUCUUGGGCCGCACAUAAAAUAAUAUGCUAACACUGACGAUAGCUGAUGAGCUUAAAAAAAAAAAAAAAAAAAUUGCAAGAAAAAUCUCAUGUUUUAAGGAAGCUUACAAAUUUGUGUUGGGCUGCAUUCAAAGCUGUCCUGGGCUGCAUUAGGCCCGUGGGCUAGAGUUGUUGGACAAGCUUGUAGAUGAUUUCAGGUUAUAAAACCAGAAGUACAAUUCAACAAAAAAGGAGUAAGUCAUCAAUAUAAAUAUUAGCAAACAAGAUAUUGCUACAUCUCUAUUUAAAGUAGAAUACAACCGAUUUUAAAGUUCCUGAAACCAUAGCCAUAUUUUGACAUUUCAAAAAGAAUGGUUCUAGUCUACUAGAGUACAUUUGGCUACGUAGAUAACUUAGCUAAAUUUGCUCCAAAGCUAAAUCACAAGUAAACACAUUUAUGUUUAAAACACAGAAAUAAAUAACUGAAGAUUUUUAUCUAAGCGGUCAGUGUUGUAUUAGAAAGAUAUAUCUAUAAAUAAACUUUGAACUGAUUUCAAACUUA